AAAUAGUCCUGAUUAGGGUGGUAGCAGCAGGUGCCGAUUUAGGGUGCAGGCACACUGUGUCUGAAACAAAAAAUGGUGAUGGAAAUGCAGCAGGUGCUGCGUUUGAUCAUGCAAAUGGCAAAGCAAAGGCAACAGCUGGGCUUAAGGACUGCAGGAGGCCUUUUGGUACUUCUGUGGACUGACACAGGCGCUUCUACGCAAAAGAUAAACUGCACCGUUGCAGCGGCUGGCCCCUGGUGCACAGGGAUUCAAAUAGAAGCCCUCCAACUUGUCCUUGCAGAUUUGAAAGACAGCAUGUUUCCCUGUGUGUGGCCACAUCAUGAGCCUGACCCCGAGGAGCUGAGUGCCUUUACAGAUCUGUAUGGUUCCCUCAGAUUGCUUCUGUCUUUUCAGGUAAAAGACACAAGCCAUUGCUCUUCAGAAUGGCAAGCUCGUAUAGAGGCAUUCCUCCGCACGUUCACUGUGGCUAAUGCCGGGAUACAAAUCCAUCUCAAAUUCAAAAUCAAACAGCAGACCUCACAGCGAGAAUUUAGGGUCAAGUUCAAGAGAAAAGUUGCGCUAGCAGACCUGCUGUUGACCUUGGACGUCGCCUGUUCUGCACCGCCUCUGUGGUGCGUGAAGAAAGGAUGCUGGUGUGAGAGAGGGCACCCUGCUUUUGGAGGCAGGUUGCCGCUCAGCAUCCCACCACAAGCCAUGGACCAAGGCCUGCUCGGGGAUCUCAGUGUUCAGCUUGUUACACUCCUGAGCCCUUGUGUGCUGCCGUACCCGAAUGUAGCAACGGAACUUACUCGCAUACAAGUGUUGGUAUACAACACCAGUAACAUUCCUGUCACUGGCCCCUCUGGCUUCUUCCAAACACUUCCUGCAGCUCUGGACUGUCAGGAGAUGGGGCUCGAUAGAAUUUACUGCUCCACUUUCAAAGAUCUUGUGUACAGCGGCGGUACUGUGUACACUGUAGAGAAAGACAGCUGGGAUAAUCCAGAGCAAGAAUCAAGCCUUCCCACAGUGCAGCAGAGUCUCCUGCUUUUCUUCUUCUUACAGCACAGUGACCCCUUCACCUCCCAGCUCACUGAUCUCAUGGCUACUGAGGUGUUGAUAGAGCACCACCUGGAGGACAUUCUGAACAAGAACAGACAGGCUGUCACAGCAGCCCUGCAGGCUGAACUGAGGAACACACUCAAAGUUCAACAUCAUAGAAAAAAGCAACAAGAGAAGCUACAUGCAGCUGCUGAGGUGAUUCUCAGUUCAUCCAUCAGCAUCGUGAGCAGCAGCAGUAGCAUGGACUUCAGAAAUGCCUGUCUAAACUGCAUGAAGGUACAUGACACUCGUGAAUUGGGAGCCUCCCUUCGUGAAUCACUGUGGAGAGUGAUGUCAUGGAAAUUCAUUCCCAGGGCCAGGUGUUUUUCUGCUAAGAUGGAAGUACAUCCUGAGAACGAUGAUCCCACCACAGCAGAAAUCUGAGAAUGGCUGUUUGUCUUAAAAGUUUUGUUCUUGUUAAAUGUUGCAGAGGCAGCAGGAAAAGGACUGAAUAUGUUUGAAAUGUAAAGUGCACCAAUUUUGAAUAUAGUAAAUUUGCUGCCAAUAGCAACAUCUGUUUAACCCAUAAUUUAAAAAGCACAUUGUUGUUGUUAUAGCUUAGUUACACCAGUUUAUUUUUUUUAACAAUAUUCCAAGACUCAAAUUGAACUCAGUGGUUUCUUUUCAACUUUAUACCCGUA
Molecule: messenger RNA, 1718 nt
Organism: Archocentrus centrarchus (flier cichlid)
Lineage: Eukaryota; Metazoa; Chordata; Actinopteri; Cichliformes; Cichlidae
Gene: top6bl
Product: TOP6B like initiator of meiotic double strand breaks
Exons: 14
Coding region: 73-1461 (462 amino acids)
Biological process (GO): meiotic DNA double-strand break formation
Source: RefSeq, a predicted model, not a curated record